Molecule: messenger RNA, 675 nt
Organism: Lactuca saligna
Lineage: Eukaryota; Viridiplantae; Streptophyta; Magnoliopsida; Asterales; Asteraceae
Source: the annotation of a GenBank genome assembly
AUGAGCAAUGGAGGCGACGAUGGUGACGAGCCACCACAUCCGUUCGGUGGAGGUUUUGGUGAUCACCAGAACGAUGUGAUGCCUCCGAGACGAAGAGCCAUGGUGCUAAUAUCCGACAUAAAUAUUAACAUGCCGAUUGGGGAUGUGUAUGAAUGUUUCGUUCGAGAAGUUGGGACCUAUAUGUGGCGGGACAUCGGUUUUGAUAAGGACACAUGGACUGAUGUUUCUGAAGCCGAGAGGGUUGGCAUGUUCCAAUAUCUUUCGACAUGGUUUGAUUUUGGAGCGAUUACAAAUCAUCCCAUGGCUCCAACUUAUUGGGUGUUACUGAACAAUCGGAUAUGUGCGCGGUAUAGAGGCCGCAAAAAUAUUGCAAAAAACCGUUUGAUUGAUUUUGCAGGGGAUGUGGAGGCAGCAAGGGCUGUAGCCCCUACAGACAAACAUCAAAAACAAUCCGCUGGAAACAAAGAAUGCCAGAAGAAGCAAGUAGUGAAGAAUCGUGGAGGGAUGUGCAGCUAUGGUAGUGCUUGUUUCAAGAAAGAUGUUGAUGUGAAUACUUUUCUUCAAAACCCGAUAUUUGUGACGGCCAUUGGAGACAUUAUCUGCUCCUUUAAAAACCAAGUCAGCAACGAGGAAAACAAUGAUGGGGAAGACGAAGACGAAGACGAAGAAACAUAG